AUGGGGAGAGACUUAUCGGUCAGCAUGGUUACCACUGAGUGUGACGUUCUUUCCCCGCGGGGUAGAGGCGCCAGUGUGAACAGUGUGCAGUCUGGUAUAUCGUCCAUCUUGUUCGACAGUAAUGAGACGGACCGGUCCUGGGAUUUGGGAGGGGUUGAUACGAACGAUACCACGGUCACCUCGCUAGAAGGUGACGAUGACGAGGAUGGCCAGGGGAAGGGACGGUUUCUGAGGCAGGACUACUGUGGGAAGUUCCAGUUCCUGCAGUUUGUCGACCCAUUCCCCGUGCAUCCGCCAAAGUAUGGUGAGGUCAACCCGGGGAGGCGGGUCCGCUUCCCCGUGUUUGAAGGUGCGGCCUCCCUGGCGGGGAACCAGCCGCCAGAGUACACACCGGCAGUGCGGCAAUGGGCUGUUGUAUCGCUUAGAGUGGAGUUUGAGAGUCCAGCGAUGCCCUGUGUCGCGUUCCAGAAUAAGAUAUGGCGGAAUUUUAUCAUGGAGAUCAAUUCCACACAGUUGAAUUUGUACCAUAUUGACCCAAAACUGACAGAAUUCAUAGAUGGGUACAGCCCGGGGCUUGCCCCAAACAACGUGUUCAGUCCGAGAAGACAGGCACAUAGCUUGCUACCGCACGAGUACGUGCUGUUGCGGGAGAAGAUUGAGCAGGGCCUAGACACGUACCUUGACAGUGCAUUUCUGUACAGAUCCUUCUCGUUGCAAUUCGCGAAAGUUGGGUUGCCCCUGGACUUCCAAUGGAGGGAACACCUCGACCACGUGAAUGACGGCCGGCUCGUCGAGUUGAGUGACGUCCCAGAUGAGAAGACGAUGAUCAAAAUGUUGCGCCAAGAAGAUUUCAAACACUUGCGUAUGAGAGUCGAGGGUCAGCAAUUUUUGGUAAAAUUCGAGGACGUCGAUACAAUGCUCGCUUGGAACGUGUUCUUGGACAUGGGGAUUAACGUGUCCCUGGAUUUAGAGAUUAGAGAGUUCCCAUUGUACAGGAUUGUCCCAAGGAGAAGCGGUAGGAGAGCUCGCAGGGAUAGGUCAUCGGUGCGCAGAACCAAGAAUAAACCACAUAGUCACACUCAAACUGUGACGGUAGUGGACGAGUGCGACCAAAAUAAAGUCGUCUCCAAAUUGAAACAGUUCUUUCUCGGCUCAGCGCCUGUGCCAACCCAUCGCAGAGGUUUUGUGCCACAACCUCCAGAGACAAGAUCAGAUGGGACAACUCCAUCCAAGAGUUCGAGGAGUCUGUCCUCCUCAGCAGCAUCCCAACAUGAACGUAACAACGAAGAAGAAGAAGAAGAUGAUGAUGAUGAUGAUGAUGAUGAUGAUGAUACUCGGAACGAUGAAGACGAAGAAAUGGAGAUGGAGAACGAAGACAAUGAUGACGAACCGUUUGGGUCCGACGUUAGCGCGAACUUUGAUGUCAAGGGGAAAUGGGACCCCUUGAAGACCACGUUGACUAGAGAAAGGUACCUGAUCCACAGUCUUCGCUGCAUCAAGCCCUUCUACCAGCGCAAGAGUUGGAACGACCGCGUUGUGGUUAGGGAGGCCCCCGCUCCAGACUACCAAACGAACAACUUGCCAAUAUUCUACGACAGCAACACAGAAACAUACGCCGUUGACAGUUUGAUGAUGCCUAAAAGCAAAAAAGUUAGUUACAACGUGCAGAACCAUUACGUCGAGACGUUUCUCUUAGAAAAGACAACAAAGAUGACUCCAUGCUACGACCUUCUCGUGAAGAGUUGGGAUGGAUCUAUCUGUUAA
Messenger RNA from Huiozyma naganishii CBS 8797, 1764 nucleotides. RefSeq lists its product as uncharacterized. The transcript has a single exon. The coding region runs from base 1 to 1764 and encodes 587 amino acids. The record is from RefSeq and is a predicted model, not a curated record. NCBI's taxonomy places the organism in Eukaryota, Fungi, Ascomycota, Saccharomycetes, Saccharomycetales, Saccharomycetaceae.